AUGGCCCAGAAUCAAGGGGAGAUUCAGGUCACACCGAAUCAACCCGUUAAUAAAGACAAGGAUAUUUAUGCUUGCCUACCUGAUAUAACCAAUGGUCCUUUGGGACCAGAUGAACCGUGUCCUGGUGGUGAAGAAUUGCGAUGGGUGCCUGCGCAGGCUACUGAUAGAGACUUGGUUAUGUAUUUAAGAGCUGCACGGUCUAUGGCAGCAUUUGCUGGUAUGUGUGACGGCGGUUCACCUGAUGAUGGAUGCGUAGCUGCCAGUCGCGAUGAUACUACUAUUAACGCACUUGAUGUACUCCAUGAUUCUGGGUACGACCCAGGUCGGGCUUUACAAGCUCUAGUAAAAUGUCCAGUUCCUAAAGGAAUUGAGAAAAAAUGGUCUGAAGAAGAAUCUAAAAGGUUUGUUAAAGGUAUCAGACAAUUUGGUAAGAACUUUUUUAAAAUAAAAAAAGAUUUGUUACCCCAUAAAGAUACUGCAGAGUUAGUGGAAUUUUAUUAUUUGUGGAAAAAGACCCCAGGUGCAAGCAGUAAUAGACCGCAUAGGAGAAGACGUCAGGCUUUGAGACGAGUUCGGAAUACUAGAAAUUCUAGAGCAGGAACUCCUAAAGAACAAACACCAGAAGCCACACCUCCAAUACCAGAAACAAAUGGUUCUCGUCCAUCACCAAAUCCAAAAGAGGGUGGUGAAAUGAGUUCAGUAACCGAAGAUGAAAACUCCGAGGAUGACAGUGACUCAAGAGAUGCAGGUGAUCUUGCCAAGGCUGAUAAUGGUAGAAGUGGGGACAACCCUGAAGACUCUCCCAGCAGAAUGAGGACAAGGAAUAAGUCAAAGGAACAAACAACUCCUAAUAAAAAGAGUCAAGAGGAAAGUGAUACUGAUGUCAAAGUUAAAAAACCAACCAAAUCCUCAAAUCAUCAACCAAGUACACAGAUCACAAAUAUAGUAAUCAAUCCACCAGAAAAAGUUCCACCUUCACCAGUUAGUAAAGAUCUGAAGAAAAAAGUUUCAAAUGGAAAAGUGGAUGUUUCUAAAGUUAAAAAGAGACUUCCUGACGAUUCAAAGAUUGAAGGAAUUAUGGAUGGUGAUGUGCAAAUGAAGAAAAAGAAAGCAGCUGAACCUCCUGAAAGUCCAUCUGAGAGUCUCACUAAUGACAGCUUCCCAGCUAUGGAUGAAACUGAAACUCCAGAGGCUGAACCUGAAGCCUGUGAUUAUAGCUUUAACAAGAAUGAUAAAGAGAAUAUUGAGCAAAAUAAGGAGGCUGAAAUAGAACAAUCAAUUAAACCUGUAGAUGCACAAGUUAAAGUAGAACCCAAUAUUGAGCCCAUCAUAAAAAUGGAGAAAGAGUCCUUGCCUUCUGCAUUUAAAACUGUUGCCGACAAAGAUAGAAGCGCUUUAGACCUUAAAACAGAUUCAAAUUUAGUUAAACCUCUUGAGAACAUAGAGCCUCGACCGCUCACAGUGUUUCCAAAGACUGAACUUAUUAUACCUAAAGUCAAUAUGCCCACAGAGAGUAUGGAAAAGAUAAAAAUCAAGGAAGAGAUAGAUACAGAUGAACACUCUCUAAACUUGCAAAAAGAGGAAUUCCAAAAAGACCCCCUUGCUCAAAAUUAUCCACCACAUUCAAUUAAUCAAGUAAACAAGCCUCUUAACCUAGAGCACACAAACUUCUUUGUGAAAGAUAGUCAUAUUUAUAAUCCUAAACUCAGCCAUAACAUCAAAAUAGAGCCUGUUUCAAAUUCAAUAUUCAACCCUGUUAACAUUACAAAAGAUAGUAAUUCUAUUAUUAGAAGUGCUAAAGACUUUUCAAGUGGUAUGCCUUCAUUCUCAUACCCUCCAAAUAUAAAUUUUGCUAAUGAUCCCAAUAAACACAAUCAAUUAAUCAACCCUUUAAAAACAGUUAUAAAAUUAGAACCCAGAGAUGAAGCAUCUGAAAUGAAAAAUCAGAAUACACCUGAAAUAUUUACUGCAACAAUAUCUGCCAAUAAAGUUGAUUCACCAAAUAUACCUCGUCUUGAUUCUUUGCAAAGGAUAAGUCCAUCUCCAACAAGUGCUCGUGGAUCAUCACCAUCUCAUAUAGAACAUCCUUCAGGAAUGAACACAGAACCUAUUUCUCCAGCGAACACACAAGAAAUGAAAGCACAAGAAUCAGAUCAAGAUGAAAAACAGCCCACUGACUUAAAAACUCAACCAAUGCCUAAAAAUGAUAGCCAAAAUACUAAUACUAGACCAUCUAUGUUCCCUGCACCAAUAAGACCAGACAAUUUGGGAUUAAGGCCUUCAGAAGCACCAACUGUACCUGUGUCUGGCCAGAGUAUGCCUCCACCAUUGAGUCAGCCCUCUAUAUCUGGUCUACUACCUCCCGGUCCUCUAAUUUCAGUCAGUGGAGGUGCAAAUAAUGUUGGACCUUAUGGAUUUAUGCCAGCAGGAUUAUAUGGACAUCCCGGAUUAGAAAAACCAAAUUCCUUACCACCUCUUAUGCAACAAAUGCCUCCAUCGCAUAGCUUAGCUGGAGCUAGUUUAAUGCAAUCUCAAUCCAGUCAAAAUGAUCCUUCGAUGCCACAAGACUUGAAAAUAAAACAGGAAGUGCCAGAUAACAUGCCAGCUAAUCUUUCAACGCAAAAUGUCACAGAUCCUUUACAAUCACUAAAAGAAGUAAAAGUGCCUGGGUAUCCUAUUGGAAGUUCGAUAGCACAACAUUUAAGUUCUGAAAGAGAUAGAGAUUCAAUGUCAAGUGUUGAAAACAAUAGCAGACCUUCAAGUCAACCUACAAAUGAUAAUUCAAGUAUGCAGAGUGCAUUCUUGGGACCAAGAAUAGAGAGCAUAAAAAAAGAACCAGAUUUUCUCCAUCAGCCUCAUAUUACGCCAGUUUCCUCACAUCAAGGGAGCAGCUCCGAUUCUGCUAGUGCCAUUCCGCCUGUGAAGAGUCCUCACACUCCAACACCAAUUAAGAGUCAGUCAGGCCAUAAUGGAACACCCAAUCACCCCCACCCCUCUGCUACUACAUCACCAUUCUCCAGACAUCUUACAAGCCCUUCUCAGCCAAGACAAAUAUCGGCAUCUCCUGUGCAGCCAAAUACACCAGUUUCACAUUCAGCUCUAAGUCUGAUGAAUCCAACACCAUUGUCCAUUCCAUCUACAAUGGCAGGUCCAGUUAUACAUUCAAGUCAGCAACAUGGCCCACCACAUCCAUUUGCAUCUCACCUUCAUCAUCCCCACCAUCCUUUACUACAUCCAUCAUCAAUAUUUCAAUUAUCAGCUGCUGCUGCAGCUCAUGCAAUGCAUCCCUAUUACCCACACCCACAUCCUGGAUAUUCAAUGCCCUACCCAUAUCCAUAUGGCCCACUUCCUCAACCACAUCCUAUACCCCCCAUGCACCCUUCGGCAAGUACUCCUGGGCGGCAUGAACCAAUAAAACCAAGUACAAUUGAAUCAACAACAAUGUUAAGUGCUCAUCAUAGUACCAGCUCAUCUGUUACAACGCGGUCCUUGAGGGAGAUAUCAGAGUCAUCAGAAGAUCCUAGAAAUCCAAAUGCAACUACAGAAAGACAUCAGUUGCAUGAAACGACAAUGACACAUCAUCAUUCUACAAGUCACCAUAGUGCAGUGCAUACGAGUACAGAAAAGCAGCCUAGUCAUGUGGGUGGUGGAACAAAUCAUACUCUUUCUAUUUCACACUCAACAUCAAGCAGUUCGUCGCAAUCUAUACAACAUAAAAUUAACACUCAACAAAAAAGUAGUGCCCAUUCAAAUUCGCCCCAUCAUUUGGCAGCAAGUCUCUCACAAACAACAAGUUCAUCUUCAAGUGUUAAUAAUCACACUCAUCACCACUCGCAUCACUUAGCCCACCAUCCUGAAAGGCUCUCUCCAGCAGAUUCUAUGCUCUUAAGGCACCACCCUAAGAUGCUUCCAGGCAAUCCAAACCACUUAAUGAUACCACCUCCAUCGAUGGGCCACCCUAUGAGCUUAGCACUUCCACCAGGCCCCGGACCUAGUUCGAUCGAAAGCUUGAGGAUGCAUGCUCAGGCUGCAGCUGGGCUACAAGCAGCUCAUGCUAGAUCAGGAUCUCCCCAUCAGCUUGGCCCAGGACAUCCACACUUAAGAGGGCCUCCACGACCAAUGCCUGAAGAUAAUCCAGAGUUAAAAUUAGAAACUCAAUCAGUACCAGAAGAAGAAGAAAUUCCAAGCCCAGCCCAUAUUUCUCAUGGCCCUAGCCCAGAACCUAAAAUUGAAGAUACUGAGUGUCAUAGAUCACAGUCAGCUAUAUUCUUACGUCACUGGAAUCGUGGUGAUUAUAAUUCGUGUACGCGGACUGACCUUAUAUUUAAACCGGUGCCUGAGUCAAAGCUUGCACGCAAGCGGGAAGAGCGUUUGCGAAAACAGGCAGAAAGAGAUCGAGAAGAACGAGAAAAAAUUGCUCAACAAGCGCACAGAAAAAUAGCAACACCAGAAAAACCUGACACGAAACCGCCUUCACGAGGGGCUAUAGAAACAAUAUCUUCUCCGUAUGACAGAUUUCCUCGCCCACCUGGUUACCCUGAUUCGCCAUCUUUAAGGCAGUUGUCUGAAUAUGCUCGUCCGCAUGCUGGAUUUAGCCCUGGAAAUCUUCCUCGACAUUGUAUGGAUCCUAUGCUGCAAUACCAAUUUAGUUCUAUGUAUGGUGCGGCUGGGGCGCGAGAGCGGCUCGAGUUGGAACACCUUGAAAGAGAAAAACGAGAUAGAGAAAUAAGAGAGUUACGAGAAAGAGAAUUGAACGAUAGACUAAAAGAAGAGCUAAUGAAAAAUAAUGUAGGUCCGAGAGCUUUGGAUCCUCAUUGGUUGGAGAUGCAUCGAAGAUACGGGAUGCCUCCACCUCCUCCUCAAGGUGCGAUACCAGUUCAAUUUGGCCUUUAUCCGCCAGGACAUGGACCGGGUGCUUUAUCCCAAUUAGAACGAGAACGACUGGAAAGACUGGGUAUUCCUCCAGGGGGUGGAGGCGGGCCACCUCAAAAUGUGCCCGUGAGCGGUGCCCCCCCUCAUCAUCCGCACCAUCCUCAUCCCGGGGUCGCUGCAGCCCAACUGGAAGCUGCUGAGAGGCUAGCUCUGGCUGCCGAUCCAAUGGUGCGCUUGCAAAUGGCGGGUAUCAAUCCUGAAUACCAUGCGCACACGCACGCUCAUACCCAUGCACAUUCGCACACACAUUUACACCUACAUCCUGGACAGCAAGCAGCGGCACAAGCGCAGCAAGAUGCCUUAAGUCUUGGGCUCGGAGGAAGCGGCCCAUAUCGACCGCUGCCACAUCCUGACUUGCUCGGGAGGCCCUAUGCUGAACAAUUGGCCCAGCAAGCAGCAGCUCAUGAGCAACUCCAGCGACAAUUGCUUAUGGAGCGUGAGCGAGGCUUUUUACAUCCUGCGCAUCAUGAAGACUUUUUACGACAGCAAAGAGAGAGGGAGCUGAAGGUGAGGGCGCUCGAAGAAGCCGCUCGAGCGUCCCGUCCUUAG
Molecule: messenger RNA, 5481 nt
Organism: Pieris macdunnoughi
Lineage: Eukaryota; Metazoa; Arthropoda; Insecta; Lepidoptera; Pieridae
Source: the annotation of a GenBank genome assembly